Molecule: messenger RNA, 4663 nt
Organism: Vespa velutina
Lineage: Eukaryota; Metazoa; Arthropoda; Insecta; Hymenoptera; Vespidae
Gene: dac
Product: dachshund homolog 2
Exons: 14
Coding region: 1049-3391 (780 amino acids)
Source: RefSeq, a predicted model, not a curated record
GCGGUGGUGGUCCUGAAAGUGGGGAGGAUAAAGGGAGAGGGGUGGCAGAGCGCCGGUAGACCCGCCACCAACCGAGGGUAGGUUCCAAAGGCGUCGACGUUCGGUUCCCAAGAGCCAAUCGUAACGUUCGUUCGUUUGCUGGCUCCGCCAACCGGAUUGCGUGAUACGCGCAGUGAACGCCCAUCCUCCCCGUUUGCGGGGCUCCCACUGAUGUUUUUAUUUAUUACAUCUGUGACUGGGUAGGGAAAUACUCCGGACUCGACCGAGAGAGCGUUUGCCACUUUGAGAACGAGCGACGCGCGUCCCUGCGCGAGUUACCGUAGUCGUCGUCGCCGUCGUCGUCGCCGUCGUCGUCGUCGUCGUCGUCGUCGUCGUCGUCGUCGUCGUCGCGGUGAUUUUCGUCGUCGUUGUCACCGCCGUCGUCGCCGUCGCCGUCGUCGGCGCUGGCAACCCACGUCGUCGCGUUCGCGUUUUCAACGAUCUCGAUCGAGUGUGGAUCGUCGAAUUGUCUGUGAUUGUCGCGAAACGUUAUCGGCAUUGUUGUCGUCGUAGUUGUUAUCAACGUUAUUGUCGUGCUCGUUUUUGUCGUCCUCAGGACGUCCUAGACGUCUCUGUUGGAGCCAAAAACGUUGCGAUGGACGACAAAUGGACGUCAACUCGUCCUUUCAUCUAAGUGUCAACAUUGAGACUCGCCAAAGAGAUAUGAUCAAGACUUGUCGUGUUCUCGCGUAUGGUGAACCUCGUACUUUCUCUUGCGAUAACACGGGACAAGGAUUUCUCAAGUGACAGUGAUAAGAUUUAUUGGGACGGUCGAUAUUGUAUGUUACAACGACCCGGUGAUCCUAAGUCCGCGUGUUUUUCUUCGUAUGGUGAUAUAUAUCUUCGCGAGCAUCGUUAUUUGUUUUCAUUCAUAAAAGCGGUUCGUUGUUGUGACUUUGACGAUAAAGGCUGCUAUUGUUAAAACGACCAGAGAGGAAAGUGCCGGAGAGUACAAGUAGAAGAGUCGACGAAACGAGAAAACGAAAGCAGCGAGAAAAUUUAACCAUCGAUGGACCACGGAGCGAUGGACAGCUCUUCCGAACACAGCAGCCGUGCCAGUCCCGUAACCGGCAGCCCAAAACAUCCUCACAGUCCAUCAGCACAACAGAGUCAACAGCAACAGCAGCUGCACGGCUCCCAGCAUCAAUCCUCCUUACAAUCCCAUCCACGAGAUCAGUUACGUGAACAUCAACAGCAACAGCAGCAGCAUCGAGGUGUACCGACACCAGGCUCACCGACGAGAGGAUCACCACCACAGGGUCUUCCCCUGAGUCCACCGCCUCUGUCGGCCGGGGGAGGGCCCGGUGCACCUCCAGGAAUGGUACCACGAAUGCCGGGACUACCGCCACCGGGACUGGGUCUUUUGGGUCAGUUAGGUGGUAUGCUAAGCGGUCAUCAUGGAUCGCCUUUGGAAUUGAUGGCUGCUCAUCACGCUGUACUACCACCCAGAUCGUAUAACAGUCCACCGCCAAUCAGUACCAGUGAUCCAACGGCGAACGAAUGUAAACUCGUCGAUUAUCGUGGCCAGAAGGUCGCUGCCUUCAUUAUUGCCGGUGAUACUAUGCUCUGCUUGCCUCAGGCCUUUGAGCUCUUCCUCAAACAUCUCGUGGGUGGUUUACAUACCGUCUAUACCAAGCUAAAGAGAUUAGAUAUCGUGCCGUUGGUAUGCAACGUCGAGCAGGUUAGAAUCCUACGCGGUCUCGGAGCCAUUCAACCGGGCGUCAAUCGUUGUAAACUUCUCAGCUGCAAGGACUUCGACAUUCUCUACAGGGACUGCACAACGGCCAGAAGGUACCGGAUCGGACUUAACUCCAGGCCAGGAAGACCCCCAAAGAGAGCUUCCGUUGGUUUGAGCCUCGCAGCAAGUCACCUAGCCGCGGCUGCCGGCCAUCAUCCACAGCAUUCCUUGAAGAAGCACAGGAUGGACAACGGCGAUUACUAUGAGAACGGACAUUUAGAUGUACCAAGGAUGGAAAAGUCACCGCUUUUAGCGAACGGCUAUAAUCAUCCACCCACACACCUCAGUCACAUGCAAUUCAUGCAGUUGGGAGGACACCCAGGUGCAGGACACACAGCCAUACUCUCACCAGCAAGUCUGCCGCAUCAUCUUCAAGCACAGGCUCAGGCUCGUGCCGAGCAAGGUCUCAAGGUUAACCCAAAUAUGACCAACAUCGAGGCGCUUGCGAGGUCCGGGACGGUAUGGGAAAACUGCCGAGCUGCCUACGAAGAUAUUGUCAAACACCUUGAAAGGCUUCGUGAAGAAAGAGGAGAUGCUGAAAGGGCUCUUGCAUUGGAUCACAAACCUAGGGAUCUUAGUUCGCACAAUGGUUCCUCGAACGGGCACAGUCCUGUGUUGAACCUCUCGAAGACAGCAGGAAGCGGCAGCGUUGGUGAACAUUCGGGAAGCGAAGCUGGAGCGUCGCAUCGUUCGCAAGACGAUGAGGAAGAGGAUGAUAAUCUAUCAGAAGACCUCGAGGACGAGAACGAGAAGGACGAAGAUUUAUCGGACGUACCAGAGAACCUACCACUUCCAGCACCAGGCUCGGAGAGUCCUCAGGCAUUGAACUACUCUCAGAUAGCCUCAGCAGCAGUCGCAGUGUCACAGGGUGCUCAGGACCCUUCGGUUUCGAGUACGGAGACUUUGUUAAGGAAUAUCCAGGGUUUGCUCAAGGUCGCAGCUGACAACGCGAGGCAACAGGAGAGGCAAAUCAACUAUGAGAAAGCCGAGUUGAAGAUGGACGUUCUUCGUGAAAGAGAGGUGAAGGACAGCCUAGAACGGCAGCUUCAAGACGAGCAAAAAGUUCGAGUCGUCUAUCAAAAGCGGUUGAAGAAGGAACGAAGAGCGAGAAAGCGAUUGCAGGAGCAAUUAGAUCUGGAGAUAAAGAGGCGCACGCAAUUGGAGGAGGCACUUAAAGCCACGGGAGCUUCGUCCGAGCAAGUUCGAGCGAUCACUGAAAACGUGACGACGGAAGCUCGUACAAGCUCAGAACCACCGGAAGCCAGUCCAGUACAUUCGCAAUCUCAGCAACAACCAUCCCAACAACAAUCCCAACAACAACCCCUUCAGCAACAACAAACAGCGGCGCAACAGUACAGAGAAGCUCAGGUUCCACGUCCGUCGCAACAACCUUCUACGCCGGAGAAGCCAGCAUGGGGAUACGGCCUGGACCUCAUCGGUAGUCAGGCAUCGGCCUUUUGGCAAAAUUACCAAGAAUCGCUGGUGCAGGAACUCGAGCUGGAGAGAAAAUCGCGGCAGCAUCAGGUGGCCGAGAGGGACCAAGUUAAGUCUCCUCUUCAAGAAUCGCGGACAGGCUAUUACAAAAAUUCAGUACUGUUUACGAGUGCGACUUAGAAGAUGCAGGAAGAAACUGGACGAGGCGUAGAGCGUAUCAAUCGAAACGAUUGAGAUCAGGUCGAGGACGAUAAUAAAAGAAUGGAUAUAUGGAAGAGGACACAGGGACAAAGGGGAAGAAGAUUGUUCCGUUUACCAAAUGAGUUGGAAAGAGAAAGAAUGGAAAACGGCUAAACCAGACCAUGGACGAAGAAGAUCAAGAAGAAAAAGAAGAAAAAAAAGAAGAAGAAGAAAAAUAGGAGGAGAAAGACGAGGAAGAAGAAGAAAAGAAAGAAGAAGAAGAAGAAAUGAGACAAGGAAAAUUGAAAAGACUCUCUCAGUGAUUUGCGCAGUGAGUGUGUUUGCAACAGAAAAAAAAUAAAAUAAAAUAAAAUAAAAUAAAAUAAAAUAAAAUAAAAUAAAGUAAAGUAAAAUAAAAAUUAAAAUAAUAAUAAUAAUAAAAGUAAAAUAAAAGACGACGAGCAAAAGUGCGGAGAGAACUCUCUCAAACUUUUUAAACGUAAACGCGAGACGCUGGUGAUAAUAAUAAUAAUAAUUAAUAACGAUGAUAUAUAUGUAUAUAUCUAUAUAUAUAUAUAUAUAUAUAUAUAUAUAUAUAUAUAUAUAUAUAUAUAUAUAUAAAAGUGAUGAACGAUUGAACAUAAACGUGAGAACGAUCGCGAAUUUUAAGAAAAGAAUAAAUAAAAGUAGAAACAAAUAAACAAAACCAAACAAAAGAGAAAAGGAAAAAAAUAAAUGGGGGGGGGGGGGAAGAGAAAAAGUAAAACAAGAAAGAAGGGGGAAAAAAAAAUAGAAAAAAGACAUUUUUCGAAAUCGCGAGCCGUCCUCGUGGUAGUGUCGUUCAAAUCUCACAUUUCUAAAUGAAAAAAAGAAUGAAAGAAAGAGAGUUAGAAGAGGGUGAUACGAGUCGAUCGAGCACAUAUCAACGACGCGUCGUAUAACGCGUAUAAAACUAAUUAAAAAACACACGAAACGCUUUCGCGCGAAUUUCUUCAUUGAAUAAACGCUAAGCUACUCGGAGCUCGUAGAUUCGCGUUGUUCGUUUUGAAUGAAGAAGAGAGAAAGAGAGAGAGAGAGAGAGAGAGAGAGAGAGAGAGAGAGAAUAUAUUGUACACGUAAUUACCGAUCACAUACGAAUGCUCGAGUUAAUAAUCGAGAGGAGAAGUUAGAUAGAAAACGAGAAAUAGAUAAAUGAGAGAACGUAAGAGUGUGAAAGAGAGAGAGAGAGAGAGAGAGAGAGAGAGAGAGAGAGAGAGAGAUAAUCGAAUCGAG